This is a messenger RNA of Pogona vitticeps (central bearded dragon), 3382 nucleotides long. RefSeq names its product transmembrane protein 115 (gene TMEM115). The record is from RefSeq and is a predicted model, not a curated record. Gene Ontology annotation, cellular component: Golgi apparatus; membrane. Gene Ontology annotation, biological process: retrograde vesicle-mediated transport, Golgi to endoplasmic reticulum. NCBI's taxonomy places the organism in Eukaryota, Metazoa, Chordata, Lepidosauria, Squamata, Agamidae.
GAGAAGCCUCAAAGCGCCCAGGCUCUGAUUUGUCCGCACCCUGCUUUCUCGCGCUUCGGCGCGCAGAUAUGGUUUUUCUGGGUCCUCUCUGGGAUUUGUAGUCCUCCGCUUCCGAAGUGCCGUCGCUGGACACAGGCCUGGAGACUCCACUUCCCGGCAUGCGUCGGAGAGCUCACGACACAGCCACGCGUGCGCAAUCGCGGUGUUUGUUUGCGUCGGAGCAGAGGCCCGGGGUAGCAGAGGCCAGGCCCGAAAGCAAGCAGCAGGCGAGCCACUCCUUGGGCCGAGGGCUUCUGGGAGUCGGCCUCGCCGGGACGAGCUGGUGAGGGAAAGAGUGUGUGCCGUCCCCGGCGGGCCCAAGAGAGGGGAGGCCCUCCCUGGACAGCCUUCCGCCCUCGCCGUCGGGCUGAAUGGGGCUACGACGGGCUGGGCUGCGGCCGCCACUCGCCAGACGCCUCCGCCUGGCCGUCUUAAGUGAGUCCUAAAAGGCUCCCGCCCCUUUGGCGGUGCGCCCCUCAGGAAACUUCCUCAGCUGUGCCUUCGGGCGUUAGCAGGAUCGUGACCGUUCUGUGGGAGAGGGUCCGCCGCCGCCUCCCUUCAGGGAGUUCCUGAUGACUUCCAGUUCGGGCCAGGGAGGAUAAGGAGGGCGGCGCAUCCCCAGAACAGAGAGACCUCCUCUGGGUUAGACCUUCGUAGCUGCCCCCCCCCUUUAAGAGGCGUGCUGAAGAAGAUCAUGGAACUGAGAGCGAAUCUGUGCUGAGAAAACCGGUUUUCCCCGGCUGCCGGAUCCUUCCCCCUCCUCCUAAACCAAGAAACUCGGCUCAAGGACCCUGCCUUGUGGGUGUCAACAUGAACAGAUAUCUCCCAGUAGCUCGCCAACAUUUCCUGGCUGCUCUGGCCAGCACCAGCGUGGUUGUGAAAUCCCUGUGUGCCAUCGUCAUCCUUCUAUACCUUCUCUCCUUUGCUGUGGACACAGUAUUUGGACUUGGAGUGACACCUGGGUAUCUCUUCCCACCCAACUUCUGGAUCUGGACGUUGGCAACCCACAGUGUGGUGGAGAAACAUAUCUGGGACGUAGGCGUGAGCCUAGCCACUAUAGUGGUAGCAGGAAGGUUGCUAGAACCAUUAUGGGGAGCCAUGGAGCUAUUGAUCUUUUUCACAGUGGUGAAUGUUUCAGUUGGGCUCCUGGGCGCCUUUGCUUAUCUUCUCACCUAUAUGGCAUCAUUCAACCUUUCUUAUCUGUUCACUGUUCGCAUCUAUGGCAUGUUGGGCUUCCUCGGGGGAGUUUUAGUGGCUCUUAAGCAGACCAUGGGUGACAGUACUGUGUUGAAGAUACCUCAGGUACGGAUGAAGGUUGUUCCCAUGCUUUUGCUCUUGAUUUUGGCAGUUCUGAGAUUAACCACACUUAUUGAAAGUAAUAUCUUGGCUUCCUAUGGUUUUGGGGUUCUCUCCAGUUGGAUAUAUCUCCGUUUUUACCAGAGACACAGCAGAGGACGUGGUGACAUGUCAGACCACUUUGCAUUUGCCACAUUCUUUCCUGAGAUCUUACAACCAGUGGUUGGUUUAUUGGCUAAUCUUGUGCACAGCAUCUUGGUUAAAGUGAAAGUCUGUCGGAAAACAGUGAAACGUUACGAUGUCGGCGCCCCUUCAUCCAUUACUAUCAGCUUGCCUGGAACAGAUCCGCAAGAUGCUGAACGAAGGAGACAAUUGGCCCUCAAGGCUCUGAAUGAAAGGUUGAAGCGUGUGGAAGAUCAGUCAGCCUGGCCCAGCAUGGAGGAUGAUGAUGAAGAAAAUAUCAAGGGUGAUUCUCCAUUGCUACCUGAGAAGAGCCGGGACGCUCUCACUGCAGGGAAAGCAGCCAGCCAGGAAUCCAGCCUCAUUACCUUUGAGGAUGCCCCUUCUCAGUUGUGACUAUGAAAUACCUGCCCUCCUUUUCUGCCUGUCCCCAUAUGUGAGAGCUGCUAAUGAUCCUUCACCUGCCCUCUCUCAAAAGUGCUGCUUGCCCAGGGGGGAGCAAAACACUAGACUUCCUGGCCCUGAGAGGCUAACGUCCUCCCUUAGCCAUGUUUGGCUAAGACCAAACUGUUGUCACACAGACCUGGUCCUGCUCUUUAGAGGAGUGCUUGCAACUUAAAAUUUCUCAGAAUUGGCAGAGGAGAAGCAAGAUCCUGGUCUCUUCAGCUCAGUAGGAAGCACGUGUAUGAAUUAAAAAACAAAAAUGCAAAAUCAGCCCUAACUAGUAGCAGCCAUUGCUCAUGUCUGGCUCUUUUUGCAGGCAUUUCUGGUUAGCCUAUGUAGGGCCCUGUUCAGCCCAGCCUGGUGAUGUUGCUCCAGAUUUGAGCUCUAAAUGUGACACCUCGCCAAGGCAUGGCAGAGGACGCUUGGCAAAGUGAAACAGGACUUUUCUUCUUGAUUUCAUUUUAUCAUAGUGGGCAGUGGUUGUCAGAAAUAACCCCUUCUUCCUUCUAGAGUUGGUUUUGUUAUUGAUUUGAAAGAAAACAAGCUCUUUAAAAAAACACCUUUAUUGUAUUAGCCACCCUCACCUCAGCAGAUUUGGUAAUGCUGAUGAGCCCUACCAAUUAAGCUGCUGGAUUAGCCUCUUCCAGGACCAGCAGUUAAAAACCUUUUAAUAACAGUAUAACCACUUGAAUUUUGAAACUGAGGGUUUUAGAGAUGCAAAACAAUUGUCUUGCUUCUAGUAUUACAUGAGCUACGAUAUGCAAAAAUGUCAUCUGAAAUUUUCCAUAGGACUUCUAGAAGGAAUUAAUGUUUCUGUUCUUAUUAGCCUUUGCUUUUUCUGUAUUUCCCUUUGCAGUGGUUCAGAUGGCGAAGUGGCUUCUGUCUUUGGGGGUGGGGGUGUCAGUGCAUUCAGAGGUUAUUGGAUUGAACCUUUUGCUAAGUAGAAUAUGUUGCUGGUUCUGUUCUGUUUUCAAAGGUGCUUUUUUGUGGGACUUUUGACAAUUCCUCUGAUGCCUGCCUUUUCUCUUUAUUAGUUCAUUACCCUGUUUCUUUUGUCUGGGCCAAGCUUUUUAAUUUUAAACAGGCCAGCAAACCUGAAAGAUGUCUUGUCCUGAUACUCAGCCCCCAAAGGGCACCUCUCCCAGCUGGAGGACUGGGAUUGAGGAGGCAGGUAGCCAGGACAAGGAGAGAAAAUGAGACAACUUUGUGAUUUUCUUUUUUUUUUUUUAAGGACCACAUAAGAUUUUGUCAACCAGAAAAUAAAUACACCAAUUUCACUAUCAAUAAAUAGUUAUUUCCAAGAUUGCUUCUUGACUUGCUUUAUAAAUCACCCUUUCUUUGAUCAUAUAAACUCCCAAGUUUGUCAUUCCAAAGUACUGUAAUUGCAAUCAAUACAGUAAACACCAGAGGAUGUUAAAUUGCA